Messenger RNA from Pogonomyrmex barbatus (red harvester ant), 3193 nucleotides. Its product is annotated as A disintegrin and metalloproteinase with thrombospondin motifs 7. Lineage: Eukaryota; Metazoa; Arthropoda; Insecta; Hymenoptera; Formicidae. Gene Ontology annotation, biological process: proteolysis; extracellular matrix organization. Gene Ontology annotation, molecular function: metalloendopeptidase activity. Gene Ontology annotation, cellular component: extracellular matrix. The record is from RefSeq and is a predicted model, not a curated record.
UAUGUUGCACGGCGAUCAUGGCGAGUUCUGGGUGGAACCAGUCGCCGUGUCCCUGGAAGAAAAACACGGCACAUUGUCAGCCGACGAAGCGACGAGCGGCGACUUAAGCGCCGGUGCCCGCUCGUCGGUCUACGGGGGACCGACAGCCGGCCGACCUCAUCUCAUCUUCCGGCGUUCGGCCGAGCAGCAGCAACAGCAGCUCGAGAUCGGCGCAGGCGGCCGUAGCAAGCGACGGCGCAAAAAGAAGAGGAAGCAAGAGAGAAACUGCGGCACCCGCGAACCGCGUCGAUUGACAGAGACGCGGCUCGAAUGGCAAACUCAACCAGGCCUCGUCCAAGUUCAAGGCCGUGGGCGAAGGAAACAUCAUCAAGCGAAACGGUGGCAUCGUUCCAAAAGAUCGAUCAGCACACCGCGUCAUGUCGAGGCUCUUGUCGUCGCUGACACGACGAUGAUGGCUUUUCACCAGGACGGCGACGUGGAGACCUAUCUUCUAACCAUCAUGAACAUGGUUUCCGCGCUCUACCUCGAUCCAACCAUCGGCAAUUUCAUCAACAUCGUAGUGGUCAGGAUUAUUCUCGUCGAAGAGGAAGACGCAGAGCAAGGACUGGACAUCACGGUGAACGCAGAUAAGACCCUAUACAAUUUCUGCAAAUGGCAGCAGAAGCUAAAUCCCGCCGACGAUUCGCACCCGAAUCACCACGAUGUGGCGAUCCUGGUGACGAGAGAGGACAUUUGUUCACGUGCGAAUACUCCUUGCAGUACACUGGGAGUGGCGCACGUCGCUGGCAUGUGUCAACCAGAUCGCAGCUGCAGCGUCAACGAGGACAAUGGGAUCACGUUGGCGCAUACAAUCACGCACGAAUUAGGGCAUAACUUUGGAAUGUAUCACGACACGGAAAAAAUCGGCUGCAGUAAACGCGAAGGCGACACCCUACAUGUGAUGACGCCAUCCUUUGAGGUGGAUGCUGUCGGAGUGGCAUGGUCUAGAUGCUCUAGAAGGGAUAUCACGAACUUUUUAGACCAAGGGAAAGGCGAUUGUUUAGAUGAUGAACCCGCAGGUAAUGAUUAUACAUAUCCAGAUUUGCCACCUGGUGCAAUGUACAAUGCCGAACACCAAUGCAGGCUGCAAUUCGGCGUGAGAGAAGCUUCCGUCUGCACUCCGUUGCAGGAGAUCUGUUCGAAACUAUGGUGCGUCGUGGACGGCUCUUGCACUACUAUGUUGCAUCCGGCAGCUCCAGGAACAAAUUGCGGGAAACAUAUGUGGUGUCAAAAUCAGGAAUGCGUGCCUAUCGUCGAUCGACCGCAGCAAAUCGAUGGCGGUUGGGGUGAGUGGGGAUCAUGGAGCGAGUGCUCGAGAACUUGCGGUGCCGGUGUCUCGAUUGUCGAAAGGAAAUGCGAUCAUCCGGAGCCCGCACACGGCGGAAAGUUUUGCAUAGGCGAGAGGCGGCGCUACAAAAUCUGCAACACGCAGCCGUGUCCGGAAGGCACGCCAAGUUUCCGGGCCGUGCAAUGCAGCAACUACGAUGGUAAAGAGUACAAGGGAAAGAACUAUACCUGGUUGCCGUAUUUCGACCAGACGGAACCUUGCGAGCUUUAUUGCACCGAUACAGAUGAAAGUGUAAUCGUACCCUGGGGAGAAGCCGCUCUCGAUGGUACUCCAUGCAAUGUUGGUACCAGAGACAUGUGCAUCGCUGGCAUCUGCAGGAAAGUCGGUUGUGAUUGGAUGGUGGAUUCCGAGGCUACGGAAGAUCGUUGCGGUAUUUGUCACGGUGAUGGUACUCAAUGCGAGACUACUAGCGGCGUUUACGACAAAAACGAUGGUCCCGGAUACAAGGAAGUUGUUAUCAUACCAUCCGGUUCGCGAAACAUUAAAAUCGAAGAGGUCGGUAAUAGCAAGAAUUACAUCGGCAUCGGCGUUCCGAAUUCUGACAAGUAUUUUCUGAAUGGAAAACGGCAAAUCACUUUAGCGGGCGAGUACGAAGUUGCCGGGACGCCAGCUCUAUAUGAACGUGAUCGAGAUAGAGAGAAAAUCAGAAUCCCUGGACCUAUUAAGGAAGAUAUCGCGGUCUAUUUAAUUUACAGAGGUAAUUAUCGCAAUUUUGGACUACGUUACGAAUACACUGUGCCGAAAAAGGAACCUGCUCGAGCUCCGGAAUACUCAUGGAUAUCCUCCGAUUGGACUCUCUGCACAGUCACUUGCGGUGGUGGCACUCAAACUUCGCACACGGUCUGUCACGAAAGAAAAAGUGGCAUCGUCGAAGACCAUUUCUGUGACGGUAUAGAAAAGCCGGAGCCGAAGUCUCGCGAAUGCAAUUCGAAUCCCUGCCCUGCAAGGUGGUGGGCAGGCCCAUGGCAAAUGUGUCCUGUCACAUGUGGUGACGGUGCGUUACGCAAGAGAUCGGUGAUGUGUGUGUUCUCUGGCGCGGGUACCGAUCGUUCAGACCUGGCCCUGCCCGAUCGCGAUUGUGACAAGCACACGCGGCCCGAUGAAGUGGGACUGUGCCCCGAUCUACCACCGUGCGGGCCCACCUCGGAGGCACCGUUGAUCGUGUACACCGACAACAAAGACAUGUCAUUCUACAACAUCAGCCUGAACGAGCAGGACGGCAUUACGAUAGUUGACAGUCUCACCACCGAGGAGCCAGAGAUCCUCGAAUUCGACAACGUCGUCGACGAGAACCCAGACAAUUCCAUGUACAACACCAAGUCAAAGUGGACAGUAUCGAAGUGGAGUCACUGUUCGAACGGCAAGAGAAGCAGAAAGGUCAGCUGCUCCGUCUCGGGCGAUUGUAAUCCGAAUAACAAGCCGCACAGCGUCGAGGACUGUUACAGUGGAAAAUGGAUCACCGGAAACUGGGGAAAUUGCAAUGCGACUUGCCUCGUGAAGUCCGGAGUUAAACACAGAGAAGUACAGUGUCGUGAUCGCGCGACGGACUUGCUGUCAAAUGAUUGCAAUCUCAAUAGAAGACCAUUUGAUACAAAACGCUGUUAUUAUCGACGGCAGUGUGCCAACGAGAAAAAUGAUUGCAAAGAUAGCAUAGUUCCAUCGUGUGCAAACUACAGACGCAUGUGCGAUGUAUCAGCGAUACGAGAAAUGUGUUGCGCCACGUGCACGAAACGACGACGACAUGUCCGUCACAACAGACGGCAUAUUUUUACCGAGUAACAAAAUAAAGGGCUGAAAAUCUAAAAA